AUGGGAGUAAGAGAAUUAGAAAACCGUUUUGUCGCAACCCUGAGAACCUGCUCGAAAAUCGCGGAACUGAAGAAGCUUCACGCUCACAUCGUGAAGUUAUCACUGUCACAGAGCAACUUUUUGGCCACCAAAAUGUUGGAUCUGUGCGACAACUUGGGUCACGUGGAUUACGCGACCUUGAUAUUCCAAAACCUAGAGGACCCAAACGUGUUCUCUUACAACGCAAUAAUCAGAACCUGCACUCAUAAUCACAAAUAUUCUCUAGCAAUUUAUGUUUUCAAAGAAAUGCUGAGACAUGCAACGAAAUCAGCACUGCCAGACAAAUUCACGAUCCCUUUUGUGAUAAAGUCGUGUGCAGGCAUUCCGUGUCGUCGUCUCGGGCAGCAAGUUCACGCGCAAGUGUGCAAGUUUGGACCCAAGUCGCACGCAAUAACAGAUAACGCGCUGAUUGAUAUGUACACGAAGUCUGGCGAUUUGAAAGGUGCAUACCAAGUGUUUGAGGAAAUGACUGAGAGAGACGCAGUUUCGUGGAAUAGUUUAAUCUCGGGGCACGCGAGGCUGGGGCAGAUGAAGAGUGCGAGGGAAGCGUUUAAUGAAAUGCCUUGUAGGACAAUCGUGUCUUGGACGACUAUGAUUAAUGGGUAUACCAAAGCAGGGUGUUCUGUGGAUGCGUUAGAGAUUUUUCGCGGGAUGCAAGUGGUGGGUAUUGAGCCUGAUGAGAUAAGUGUUAUAUCUGUUCUGCCGGCGUGUGCACAGCUUGGGGCUCUUGAAGUUGGGAAGUGGAUUCACAAAUACUCGGAGAAAAGUGGGUUUUUGAAGAAGACUGCGGUGUGCAAUGCACUGAUUGAAAUGUAUGCUAAAUGUGGCUGCAUUGAUGAAGCUUUGGAGUUGUUUUAUCAGAUGGUUGGGAAGGAUGUGAUUUGUUGGAGUACCAUGAUUGGGGGACUGGCGAAUCAUGGAAAAGGGUAUGAAGCAAUUCGAGUUUUUGAAGAUAUGCAGAAUGCAGGAGUGGCUCCUAAUGGGGUAACAUUUGUUGGUGUUUUGUCAGCUUGUGUUCAUGCAGGGCUGUGGAAGGAGGGGUUGAGAUAUUUUGAUGUUAUGAGGGUGGAUCACCAUUUAGAGCCAGAGAUUGAGCACUAUGGUUGCCUAGUUGAUCUUCUAGGACGCUGGGGACGGCUUCAUGAGGCUCUUGACACAAUAAUGAAGAUGCCAAUGCAACCAGACUCCAGGAUAUGGAACACUUUGUUGAGCUCUUGCAGGAUUCAUCGCAAUCUUGAGAUUGCUGUUGUUGCCAUGGAACAGCUUUUGGAGCUUGAGCCUGAAGAGUCUGGAAACUAUGUGUUGCUUGCUAACAUAUAUGCAGAACUUGGGAAGUGGGAAGGUGUUUCAAAUGUUAGGAAACUCAUCAGAAGCAAGAGGAUAAAGAAAACACCGGGGAGUAGCUUGAUUGAGGUUAAUAAUAUAGUUCAGGAAUUUGUAUCCGGUGACGAUACAAAGCCCUUUUCACAAGAUGUUUUCACGAUCCUAGAAGGGCUGACUUUACACCAAACUACAGCCAGUGACUUCAUGGAGUUUGUGGAAGAAGAUGCAGGCCAAGGCCAACUUUACAGAAAAUUACCACUUUUUAAUCAAUUUCUAUAA
Molecule: messenger RNA, 1641 nt
Organism: Vigna angularis (adzuki bean)
Lineage: Eukaryota; Viridiplantae; Streptophyta; Magnoliopsida; Fabales; Fabaceae
Product: pentatricopeptide repeat-containing protein At2g20540
Exons: 1
Coding region: 1-1641 (546 amino acids)
Biological process (GO): RNA modification
Molecular function (GO): RNA binding; protein binding
Source: RefSeq, a predicted model, not a curated record